Molecule: messenger RNA, 4752 nt
Organism: Cololabis saira (Pacific saury)
Lineage: Eukaryota; Metazoa; Chordata; Actinopteri; Beloniformes; Belonidae
Gene: clvs2
Product: clavesin 2
Exons: 8
Coding region: 917-1894 (325 amino acids)
Cellular component (GO): membrane
Molecular function (GO): phosphatidylinositol bisphosphate binding
Source: RefSeq, a predicted model, not a curated record
CGCCUCCUGACGUCUUCUGUCGGAGCACAAAGUGGAGUCGCACCUCCUCCUCUUCCUCCUCCUCCUCCUCUUCCUCAUCCUCCUCUUCAUCCCGCCGGAUCCGCCGCGGAUCGGCCUUUUAUUUCUGAGUUUUUAUUACAGUGCGUCGCUUUUCUCCGGCUGAAGGUGAAUCUCUUUGUGUCGGCGGGAUGCUGAUGGCCGCCGCCCCCCCAUCCUCCUCCUCCUCCAGCUCCGUCCUCAGCAUCAGCACCAGCAGCACCAGCAGCAUCAGGACCAGCAUCAGCACCAGCGCCGCCGCAGGGCCGUCGGGCCGCGCAGGCCGGCCGGGAUUCAGCCCCGCAGCUCGGCUCCCCUGCUGAGCUCAGUCUGCGCGGACAUGCGGGCCGACGACUCCCACGACGGACUGAGGUGCCUGAACUGACCCCCCGGCCGAUCUCCGACCCGCGACCGCAGCCGAUCCACCAAGCGACCGUCGCCGUCGACGCCUUCGUCUCCAACCUCUCCGCCACGAGGGGGCAGCGCCAUGACCGGGGGCCGGCGGAGGGAGUCCCCACCUUCAGCACCUUCAGGACUUCAGCAUCUGCUCGGGUUCUGCAGCGCCACGCGUUGAGACGGUUUAACCGAAGGCCGCGCGUCCGAGGACGGGCGGGGCUUUCAGCUUCCCGGGAGCCGACAGCAGACACGAUUGUCACUUCCUGAACUGAACUGUUGGACAUCAGCGGAUUGUAAAAAACAUCCUGAUUGUCGUUUUCCUUGGAUUUAAAAGUAUUCUGAAGUAUUCAUCAGCUUUAAACCUUUGCAACGUAAAGGUCUGUCCAGAAGGGGGAGCACAGAGAGACCGGGACAGACCCGUCCGGUUGGGGAGCCGUAGAGGACCGUAGUUCGGACAUCGGGCGUUAAAUCUCAGCGAGGCGCCAUGAUGAACCACCUGCACGCCGGCCUGAGCGCCGAGACCACGGAGAAGGCUCGGCUGGAGCUGAACGAGAACCCGGACACCCUGCACCAGGACAUCCAGCAGGUGCGGGACAUGAUUGUGACGCGGCCGGACAUCGGUUUCCUGCGAACGGACGACGACUUCAUCCUCCGCUUCCUCAGAGCCAGGAAGUUCGACCAGGUGGAAACCUUCCGCCUGCUGGCCCAGUACUUCCAGUUCCGGCAGCAGAACCUGGACAUGUUCCAGAGCUUCAAGGUGGACGACCCCGGGAUCAAGCGGGCCCUGAUGGACGGGUUCCCGGGAGUCCUGGACACUCCGGACCAGCAGGGACGCAAGAUCCUCAUCCUGUUCGCCUCCAACUGGGACCAGAGCAGGAACUCGUUCAUCGACAUCCUGCGGGCCAUCCUCCUCUCCCUGGAGGUUUUGAUCGAGAACCCGGAGCUGCAGAUCAACGGCUUCAUCCUCAUCAUCGACUGGAGCAACUUCUCCUUCAAGCAGGCGUCCAAGCUGACGCCCAACAUGCUGAAGCUGGCGAUAGAGGGUCUGCAGGACAGCUUCCCGGCCCGGUUCGGGGGGAUCCACUUCGUGAACCAGCCCUGGUACAUCCACGCCAUGUUCACCAUCAUCAAGCCCUUCCUGAAGGACAAGACCCGCAAGAGGAUCUUCCUCCACGGGAACAACCUGAACUCUCUGCACCAGCUCCUGCAGCCCGAGUGUCUCCCGUCGGAGUUCGGGGGGACGCUGCCGCCGUACGACAUGGGUAUCUGGGCCCGGACCCUGCUGGGGCCCGACUACAGCGACGAGGCCGAGUACACGCUGACCUACGACGCCCUGCACGUCCGGGAGAACGGUGGGGGGGGGGACAAGGACCUGAUGAAGAGGUCUCAGUCGACGAUGGAAACAGGAAGUCUCAGGCAGUCGGACAGAGAGACGAGCACGCCGCUGCUGGCCCUGGACUAACACACACACACACACACACACACACACACACACACACACACACACACACACAGUAUUACCUGAUCUGAACUCUGACCCCAAAUGAACACUACACACACUCAGAGUAUCUCUAUCUUUGUGAGCUCCUGGUGACACUAAGCUAGUUAACCGUAACCAGACUGUCACUCAAAGAGAAACAACCUCCAUUAAUGGACAGGUUCAUCAAAGGUUCAUGAGGACCUGGAUCAGACCUGGACCCGGGUUCUAGUGGUCUGUAGAGGACCUGCAAGUCUGGAUCUGGACCCUAGUGGUCUGUAGAGGACCUGCAGGUCUGGAUCUGGACCCUAGUGGUCUGUAGAGGACCUGCAGGUCUGGAUCUGGACCUGAGCUGGAACCAGGACUAGUAGACCUUUAAGUCCCACAAAAGUAGAUGUACACACACACACACACACACACACACACACACACACAUACACACACACACACACACACACACACACACACACACACAGACCCUCUCUGCCCCGUCUGAGCCCCGCGGUCCCGUCCGGGAGCCCCGUUCUGCCGCCGGCAGCACCGGCCCAGCACCGGUCCAGAAUGCCGCCACCCCACCACAGCUGCUCCCGUGUGUCGUCUCGCUUCAUCUUCCUCUCGCUCGGAAUCACGCGACUCAAACUCGGACAUUUCCCUCAACUUUUGAGUCGAACUAGAUUUGUAUAAAUAAAUCAAAGGAAACCAGGACCGGGCUGACCGUGGCAGCACCAGGGUACCAGGACCGCGGAGGACGGGCGGGGCUGACCGAGGCGGUGCCGGGGUACCAGGACCGCCACGGUGGCAGGGUACCAGGGCCGCGGAGGACGGGGUACCAGAACCGCGGCGGCGCCAGGGUACCAGGGCCGCGGAGGACGGACGGGGUACCAGGACCACGGCGGCUUCACGGCACCCAGGAGUAUUUAUUUAAACUAAGAUCUCUCUCACUGGACUACGGUGAAGACGCAGAGGCGAGGACUCGCCCGCUCGGGUCACCGAGGGCUUGGCUUUUGGUUGUUUAUCUGAACCAGCAGCUUCUGAAGACCCUCCAAAUGUAGAAAACUCACUGAAGAUGAAGAUAUGUGUAUCAUGUCUGAAUGUGACGAACCGAACCAGUUACAGUCUCGUGCUGAACUUAGUACCCCGUCUUCUAAUGGAGCUUUUCCACCAGUACCUACUCGGCUCAGUUUGGUUCUUUUCCACUCGGUUCGGAAAAAAGUCGAAAUGUCGAGAAAAAAGUCAAAAUGUUGAGAUUAAUGUUGAAUAAAUAAUUUCGAGAAAAAAGUCGAAAUGUAUUUCAACUUUAUUCACAAAAUUUCGCCUUUUUUAUCAAAAUUGUAUUUCAAAAUUAAUCUCGACCUUUCAACUUUUUUCUCGACAUUUCAACUUUUUUCUUGAAGUGCACAGUAAAAAGAAAUCUUCCCCUCUCAAAUAUUUUUUCUCCUGCACGGCCCUGAUACUCUUCCGUACAAAUGUUGAAAUGUAAUAUUUAUUCUACACAUUUUUACAGCAUUGGAAAACGUUAAGAAUAUUUGUGUCAAUGUUUGUCCUCCUACAGAAACCACAUUAAAACAAAAAAUAUAUUUCCCUCCCCAUCGAUUUCUAUUUUCAAACAUUUUUGAAAAAGCUCGCGGAGCCAAUAAGGCGGCGCUAGAGAGCCGCAGGCUACCGACCCCUGGUUUAGAUACGCAAUCAAAUACGUCACAGCAGCUUCUCCAACCUCCUACUUCUGCUCCAGGAGCUGGAUUGUAGUGGAAAAGAAACCAGGCCGAGUCGAGCCGAGUAGGUUCUGGUGGAAAAGUGCCAUAAUCUUUUGUUUGUUUGUGUACAAAUAGAAUAAAAAGCAGGGGAAUGUUUGUGUUCGGCCGAUCAGCCUCAGAUGAAAAACAACCGCCGUCAAUAACUGGACGAAGGUAAAGCCACAGAAGAGAAGCUGGUUUUCCCCCGUAGACUUUCUCUCCCCGACUCUCUCGGUCCCUCACCCGGUUCUGGGGGGUUCUGGUCCAGAACCAGAACUGCUCCGGUUCUGGUCCGGAACCAGAACCAGAACUGGUCUGGUUCUGGUACGUAGGGGCUCAACACAUGAAAAGGGUCACACCUUAGAUCUGGCCUGUUCCUUGUACCCGGGUUUACGGGUCCCAAGGUCUCUAUGCUGGGACCUUCAGGUCUCCACGGGUCCCUGAAGGUCCCACCAGAACCUCUGAACCAGGUUCAGGUCUGGACCUGGACCAGGUCCUUCCAGAACUCCGGGUACUCGGGGUCUUUGGGUUUGACUCUCUAAAAUAAUGGACCAGUGAACGAGGUUGCUGUUAUUCAUCUGAGGCUGGUGGUCCUGGUACCCCGAUCCCUGAUCCAGAACCCUAACCCUGACCCACUGACGGGUCUUCAGGACUCCAACCCGUCUCAUUCCGAACAUCAUCUCAACCAAAAAGAGGCGGCGGCGAGGCUGUUCCAGUGAAGGCUGCGGUUUACUCAGUUUUCUAAACUUUUCUAAGCUGCUGCUUUUGGUUUUUGUGUCCAACUGUACCAGUUCCGACCACAGAACCCCAGUAUUUGUGCUCCUCGUGCGUCAGGUGUGAACAGGUUUGUAAUAAUACUGCCCCCCCGUGGCCGAACACGACCCGACUGGUUCAUCCGGUUCAUCCGGUUCAUCCGAACGCGAAUGAAAAAAGUCCCGAUUCUCCUUCUUUGGUAGCUUGUGGAAGUUCUUGUGCUUCACGUUGGUAGAUUGUUUUCACCGUUUUUUCCUACUGGGCACGACCACGAGCACUCAGACCCCCCCACCCUGAAGGGAUAGACCCCCCCCACCCUGAAGGGAUAGACCCCCCCCACCCUGGACAGGUGGACCC